CCCAGGAAGCUGAGCUCCUUGUGUGUGCCGGCCACAAACUGGUUUCAUUAAAGCAAUACAACAGCUUAAGAGACAAGAGGAGACUCAAUGGCCUAGCUGUGUUUCAUGUUAAUUAUAUCUCAUGGUUACGUUAGUCAAACAAUGUCUCAUUGUUUAACUACUAAAAAUGUAUUAUUGUUAUGAAUAAUAACCCCAAUUCUAGUUGAUCGAAGACUGACAUCCUCUGACACAAUUCAACAGCAUGAGAUUGAUGUGAAAAACAUAAAGGUGGCACUGUGUGUUGGAUUCCUAUGGUGUGUGCCUGCGUGCGUGCGUGUGUGCGCGUGUGCGUGUGCGUGGGUGCGAUUCUGAGAAAUGAAUCCGAGCAAGGGGCUUCCUUAGUGGAUAUCUUUUACUGCGUCCCCCAUGUCCCGGGAAUCCGGGAUCAUAUUCCACCCAAAAAUGUCUGGGACUCUUUCUGCUUUGCAGCCCUUGCCACACUCCAUUGACAGUCAACACUGAUCAGAGAUCAUAAUGAAACUUCACUCAAGUUAACUUGAUCUUGGAAGGACAAACUAAAUCCAAGUUACUUUUGGAGGGCCAGGAUCAGACCAGGUGGCAGAAGGGUAAGAACAUGGCGACAGUGUGAAACGUCUGGUCCAUUGAUCCAUGGACUACGUGCUGGAGGCUGCAGACCGUAACCUUCUCACUCCCUAUGUGUACCCUGCGUCGUGGUCCGAGGGCGGGGCCCUGCGGCAGGUGCUCAGCCUGCUGCUGCUCACCAACCUGGGGGCCGAGCUGCUCUACCUCGGGUUUGCCUCCCUGAGCUUUUACUAUGUCUUCGAUCAUCGUCUCAUGAAGCACCCAUUCUUUCUUGAGAACCAGGUGCAGAGAGAAAUCAAGCUAGGGGUGACCUCCAUCUUCUGGAUGAGCUUCCCCACAGUCGCCUUCUUCUUUGCUGAAAUCAGAGGCUACAGCAAACUCUAUGACAACAUCAGUGAUUCGUCCUCUGGCUGGCCAUUGGUGAUCCUGAGCAUUGGCGGUUUCCUGUUCUUCACAGACAUGGUGAUCUAUUGGCUGCAUCGGAUUCUGCAUCAUAAAAGUGUUUAUAAGUAUUUGCACAAGCAGCAUCACAUUUUCAAGGUCCCUACGCCGUUCGCCAGUCACGCUUUCCAUCCGGUGGACGGGUUCCUUCAGAGUCUACCGUACCACAUCUACCCGUUCCUCUUCCCUCUCCACAAGGUGGUGUACCUCGUCCUGUUUGUGUUCGUCAACGUCUGGACCAUCUCCAUCCACGACGGAGACUUCCGUAUCCCCUGGCCUCUGAUCGAGGUGAUCAACGGGGCGGCCCAUCACGUGGACCACCACCUAUAUUUCUAUUUCAACUACGGUCAAUACUUCACUCUUUGGGACCGUCUGGGAGGCUCGUACCGACACUCUUCCGCCCUCCUGGGGAAGGGGCCGCUCGACCACGUACGAAAGCUCUCCGCCGCGGGGAAGUUAAGGAGAUGAGUGUCAAUGUGAUGAUUGGGUUCAGCUUCUUCAUGGAGUUAGUUUGACAUGUUAGGUUGCAACAACUCACUGCGGCCAACCGUCAAUGAAUAGUGUUGACAAUGUUUCCUAAACUGAACUGGAUACUUUGCACUGAAGUCAAAAAUAAGAUUCUGAAAGUGCAAGUGCAAGAAUUGUUAAUGGGAUUAAGCAUUAAACAAUGACUAUUACAUCCUCAUCCCAGCAUAAUUGACAAAUAUAUAUAUAUAUAUAUAUAUAUAUAUAUAG
Gadus macrocephalus (Pacific cod) is the source of this 1758-nucleotide messenger RNA. Its product is annotated as lathosterol oxidase-like. Lineage: Eukaryota; Metazoa; Chordata; Actinopteri; Gadiformes; Gadidae. The record is from RefSeq and is a predicted model, not a curated record. The transcript has 6 exons. Gene Ontology annotation, molecular function: iron ion binding; oxidoreductase activity. Bases 649 to 1491 code for a protein of 280 amino acids.